UUACCUAAAUGAUUCUGCUACUCCAGUUCCCAUCACCAUCGUCCUCAUCAUCAUCCUGAUGUUUGUAAUCUCUCUUCUCUGUCUGUGACAGCAAAAACCCAAAAGCCCCACCGCCAUCUACCUCUCAAGGAAUCACCUUUCUACCGGAACUGAAACCUGCUCAACUACAGCGCUCGACCCAUCUUCACCCUCUCUCUGUUUGUGGAGACGAGAAGGCAAACGAUCUACUUCCCGCGGCUCCCACAUGCCAAUCAAGAGCCUAAUCCACGACAUGCGCUCGCGCUCGAGCCGCGCGGUCCACGACGGCUCCGCUGCUGCGGCGGCGGCGGCGGCGGCGGCUGCGGAUGACGAAGGCUUGAGCUGCUGGGCCAGCAUGCCCCAGGAGCUGCUGCGAGAGGUGCUGGUGAAGAUCGAGGCGUCGGAGGGCUCGUGGCCUUCGCGAAAGAGCGUGGUGGCCUGCGCUGGGGUAUGCCGGAGCUGGAGGCACCUGGUGAAGGAGAUCGUGAAGGUCCCUGAAGUUUCCGGAAUCUUAACCUUCCCUAUCUCGGUUAAACAGCCUGGGCCUAGGGAAUCUCUGCUGCAGUGCUUUAUCAAACGAAACAGGUUCAACCAGACGUAUCAUCUCUAUGUCGGUUUGACUAAUGCGCUUAGUGAUGACGGGAAGUUUCUUCUUGCUGCACGCAAAUGUAGACGCCCCACCUGCACAGAUUAUGUGAUCUCCCUGCAUGCGGAUGACGUCUCUAAGGGUAGCUGCACCUAUGUUGGGAAACUAAGGUCUAAUUUUCUUGGAACCAAGUUCACAAUCUCUGAUGGGCAGCCACCUCAUGCAGGAGCAAGGAUGCCAAAAAGUCGCUCGACCAGGCUAGUCAGUUCAAAACAGGUUUCACCUAGGGUUCCAGCAGGAAACUAUCCGGUGGCCCACAUAUCUUAUGAACUGAAUGUGUUAGGUUCAAGAGGACCAAGGAGAAUGCACUGUAUUAUGGAUGCCAUCCCUGCCUCAGCAAUUGAACCUGGAGGAGUUGCCCCCACACAGACAGAGUUGCCUCUCAGCAGCGUAGAGUUCUUUCCCCCACUUCCUUUUUUCCGAACAAGAUCAAAUCGCAUGGAGAAUGUGUGUUCAGGACCUAUGGUUAGUCAGAAAGAUGGAGCCUUGGUGUUGAGAAAUAAGGCUCCUAGGUGGCAUGAACAACUUCAGUGUUGGUGCUUGAAUUUCCAUGGACGAGUAACAGCUGCCUCUGUCAAGAACUUUCAGCUGGUUGCUUCUCCAGAAAACAAACCUGCUGGGCCCCAACAUGAGAAGAUCAUCCUCCAGUUUGGGAAGGUGGAUAAGGAUUUAUUUACGAUGGAUUAUCGGUAUCCCCUCUCGGCAUUCCAGGCUUUUGCAAUCUGUCUCAGCAGCUUUGACACAAAGAUUGCGUGUGAGUGAACUAUUGAACAGGGGAUGCCUAGUCUGUCGCGAAGUAAAACUCUUCUGAGCCGGCGAUGACGGUGCUUGGACGAUGGGUACACUCGGGGGAUGCAGAUGCUGCUUGCGCCGAAGUGUGAAAAGAUUUAAGUUAUUCAGCUCGGUUCUUGAGUUAGUUGGAAUAAUUUCUGUACAUAAAGUUUCUCAUGUACAUGAAGUUGGUGCUUUCUCAGUAUGCUACUAUACACUUGUUUAUCUUUUGAAUAAAAGAGUAUCCGUUUAAUGGAAAGAAGCGUCCUCUGAAUGGCCAGUCAAAGGAAUCGCGCAACGGAUGAUUGAAUCAAUGAAUUAUCGAGGAACUUCUCUAUUCUUGGUUGUAGAUCAUAUGAUGCAUUUUCUCAAGAACCUACCUAUAUGUUAAUGUCGAUGUUUGUUGAUCAGUAUCUGCAUCACAUACAGAUGCCUUGGCAAAAGUACUGGCCAUCAAAUGAUGGUAUACCAUGGUUUGCGCUCAAUCCUACUACAAAUCAAUCAUAAGUAAAUUAGAUGAUUUGGCAGCUCCCAAAAUCCCUAGAAAGCAUGCCAAGCACCUGAACUAAGUCCGACUCACAAGUACAAUUAUUCGUGGAAAGGCUCAGAUACAAAUUCUAUCUGAAUACAGAAGAACCAAAUCACCACUCGCCAUAGAAUAGGAGGUAAGGAUGACCGUACUAGCUUCAUAUGGCAAUAGAUCAAUAAAUAAACAAACAGACAAUUCCAAUGAUGCAAAACUGUGCAUAAGCUUAAAGUUCAUUCUCAUGAUAUGAUUUUCUACUCCUCUAAAAUUGCCCAUAUCAACUACCCAAAUUGUCUGGAA
Molecule: messenger RNA, 2261 nt
Organism: Rhodamnia argentea
Lineage: Eukaryota; Viridiplantae; Streptophyta; Magnoliopsida; Myrtales; Myrtaceae
Product: tubby-like F-box protein 3
Exons: 6
Coding region: 245-1426 (393 amino acids)
Molecular function (GO): protein binding
Source: RefSeq, a predicted model, not a curated record